AUGGUCCAAUACACUUUGAAGGAGUACAACGCGGACCCGGCUAAGGUCUUCGGCGUGGGGAGAUCAUCAGGAGCCAUGAUGAGCAACGCCCUCGCCGCUGUCUAUCCUGAUGCCUUCGCCGCAACAACAGUCUACUCGGGCGUCGCCGCUGGCUGUAUGGCAGUACCAGAAGGCGUCCCUGCCAACCCGAUGGAGACAUGCGCCAAAGGGAACAUUACCAAGACGGCCCAGCAGUGGGGCGAGAUAGUCCGCUCGUACAAUCCCAGCUACAAGGGGCCUUACCCGCGCAUGCAGAUACGGCACGGCACAUCUAAUGUUGUCGUUGUGUAUCACAACUCUGCAGAAGAGCUCAAGGAGUGGUCUGCGGUCCUCGGCGUCCCGUUUACUCGAAAUAUCACCAGCACUCCCGAGGCCAAUUACACGCAGAUGAUCUAUGGUGACGGAACUCGGUUGGUUGGAUACAGCGCACUGGAUGUUGGUCAUGUAGUGCCGGAGCAUAGCACCGAUGCUAUGGCCUGGUUUGGUAUUUGA
Molecule: messenger RNA, 531 nt
Organism: Diaporthe citri
Lineage: Eukaryota; Fungi; Ascomycota; Sordariomycetes; Diaporthales; Diaporthaceae
Exons: 2
Coding region: 1-531 (176 amino acids)
Cellular component (GO): extracellular region
Molecular function (GO): hydrolase activity
Source: RefSeq, a predicted model, not a curated record